AUGGCACAAAUGAGGCUUGACUUGAUUGACUUGAUUGACUUGAUUGAUAGAUUACGUAGUGAAUCAACCGCCGUAUAUCUCGUAGAUGGUCUCCAGGUCUUCGGGAGAGAUGGCGUCACUACGCGCUUCCAACUACGUAGGCUUUGUAGGGCGGAGAGGAGGUCUGCCUUCAUGCGGAGACGCCUCGUCUCCAGCAAAUCACCCAGCUCGGAGAAGGUCCUCUCACAAUCA
Molecule: messenger RNA, 231 nt
Organism: Lindgomyces ingoldianus
Lineage: Eukaryota; Fungi; Ascomycota; Dothideomycetes; Pleosporales; Lindgomycetaceae
Exons: 2
Source: RefSeq, a predicted model, not a curated record